AUGCUGAUCUUUCUUCCGCUGUGCCUAUUCUUUGGCUUGAUGCUGCCAGCAGACUUCAUGGCGGUAAGUGUAGAUAUGAUAUUCCUGGAACAUAAAUUAGGACUUAUAAAUAAAUUUUCAAUCAAUGUAUUCCAUCAAUGUUUGUUAAUUUUGUUCUUUAAACAAAUCAAGUUCAGCUUUUGAAGAUUAAAUAAAUCUACAUUAAGGACAGGGUGUGAUGUCUAUUUGAUGACCCCACUCUUCAUCAUUGUAUGUUUUUUUUUCUCUUAGAUCCGAUUCAACUUCCCUCAACAGAAAACUGACCAGAACUUCCCACUGAACAUGGUUGAAGACUCAGUUGAUGACAUGUACUUCGGCUGCAGCCAAAAAAUGACGGAAAAGGUCAAGGCUGUGUAUUUUGUUGAAGAAAUGAAAUCUAAGGCAUUUGCAGAUGCAUGGAAUAAAGCAUUAGAGUGUGCUAAGAAGAAACCAAUGGUAGAGGAUAGGGCUCUGACCAAAGAUCACAUGCAAGCCAUCUGUGUUUAUACUGCUAAUGACAUUUACUCAACAUUCAAUGGAGCAGUCAGGACACAGGGAGGCGACUACAGCGCCUUUAAGUUCCACUCUUUGCAUUAUCUUUUGACGUCUGCCAUACAGAUCUUGAACAGCAAUAACCACUGCCAUACUACAUACAGACGAACCUCUGUUAAGUUUACAGGUCAGGAAAACCAAACAAUUCGGUUUGGUUCCUUUGCAUCCAGCUCUUUCUAUGAGGGUUUGACUGACUUUGGUAACGAGACCUGCUUUAAAAUCAAGACCUGUUCAGGGGCUUUUUUGAAGAACUACUCAACCUUUGAUGAUGAGGCAGAAGUUCUUAUUCCCCCUUAUGAAACGUUCAGGAUAACUAAGAAUAUUACUGGUCCCCGUAAGUACGGAGAACUGAAAGACUGCAAAGUUGUCUAUGAGCUGGAGAGUGCAGGAAGUGCAAGUAGGCUGAACUGCAAAGCCGUAUACCCAUGA
Xyrichtys novacula (pearly razorfish) is the source of this 999-nucleotide messenger RNA. The record is from the annotation of a GenBank genome assembly. NCBI's taxonomy places the organism in Eukaryota, Metazoa, Chordata, Actinopteri, Labriformes, Labridae.